AUGCCAGGCAGCGGUGUUACCAUUUCCGAUGUCAUCGGCAGAGAACGCAGUAUCAACAUUUUUGCAGGCUUUACUCGUGACAUUGAAUCUGUUUCGAAGCGACUGGAAGGAUCACAGAACACCACGUUGCUCGCACCUCACAAUACAGCCAUCACCAGACUGCCUAGGAAGCCUUGGGAGGAUCCUCAAGACUACGCUGCUUUGGGUCAGAACGCGUACGACGGUCAAAGUGGUGAAGACCGAGCACACAGAAACUUGAGACGUUUCGUCGAGGCGCAUGUUGUCCCCGAGUCGCCUUGGGCUGAAAACCAAAAGAUCCAAACCCUCGGAGGCGACACUGUAUGGUGGGAACACAAGGACGGGAAGAAACUGAUCCAACCCGGUGGUAUCGAGGUCUCGAGUGUCCCUAACAAGGUCGCCAAUGGAGAGGUCUGGAUCUUAGAAGGUGCUCGCAACUAUGCCUAA
Molecule: messenger RNA, 465 nt
Organism: Aureobasidium pullulans EXF-150
Lineage: Eukaryota; Fungi; Ascomycota; Dothideomycetes; Dothideales; Saccotheciaceae
Exons: 2
Coding region: 1-465 (154 amino acids)
Source: RefSeq, a predicted model, not a curated record